Messenger RNA from Sarcophilus harrisii (Tasmanian devil), 3174 nucleotides. RefSeq names its product interferon gamma receptor 1 (gene IFNGR1). Gene Ontology annotation, molecular function: cytokine receptor activity; cytokine binding. Gene Ontology annotation, cellular component: membrane. Lineage: Eukaryota; Metazoa; Chordata; Mammalia; Dasyuromorphia; Dasyuridae. The record is from RefSeq and is a predicted model, not a curated record. Gene Ontology annotation, biological process: type II interferon-mediated signaling pathway. The coding region runs from base 80 to 1564 and encodes 494 amino acids. The transcript has 7 exons.
CCCGGGCUGAUGUCCGGUCGGAGACCGGGGCCUUCGGCGCCUGAGGUUACGGCUGGGCUCCGCAGGGAGGCAGAAAGGCAUGAGGCCCUCCCGGGCCUCGGGGGCGGACCCCCGCCUCCUGCUCUUUGUCCUCGUGUGCGGGAGCUGCGCCGAGACCCCACCCCGGCAUUCCGCAGCGUCUCUAGUGUCUGCACCAACUAAUGUUGAAAUAAAAUCUUAUAAUCUGAAUCCUGAAGUGUUUUGGGAUUACCAGAUAACAUCUCCAACUCCUACUUUCACAGUGCAGUUGAGGAAGUAUCCAUAUGAAGUGUGGAAUGAAGUCUGCACCAAUAUUUCUCAUCACAUUUGUAACAUAUUUGACCAUGUCAAAAACCCACAAGUUGCUUACUGGGCCAGAGUUAAAGCUACUAUUGGACAAAAUGAAUCUUCCUUUGUAGAAUCUGAAGCAUUUCAUAUGUAUGAAAAAGGAAAAAUAGGACCACCUACACUGAAGAUUCAAGAGAAAAAUCACAAAGUUAUCAUUGAUAUUGACCAUCCUCUAGUAAUUGUUGAAGGAGAAAAGAAAGGAACUGUAUGUGAUUAUUAUUAUGAAGAUGAUGAUGAUGAUGAUGAUGAUGAUGAUGACUAUUGUAGCACAUUAACAUACAAGGUGUAUUUGAAGAUAGAUGGAAGGAAGAUCACUGAGAAAGAAACCGAUCCUCAAUCUUGCAAUGACACUCAGUGCCAAUUAAUUGAACGAGCAACUUCAUUUAAUUCUGAGUACUGUGUUUCUGCUAAAAGAUUUUCUCUGAAAACUUCUUUCACAAUUAAAUCUGAGGGAUCAGAAGAACAGUGUAUUACAAUUUCACCUAAUACAAAAGAAGAUUCUUCUCUGCCCAUCCUAAUUACUGUUGUAUGCUUCACCCUUGUUAUAUUUGUAUUACUCAUUAUAACUUACUGGGUUUGCAAGACAAAGGUGUUUCAGAAAAGCAAUCUCAUUUUGCCCAAGUCAUUGGUCUCUGUAAUAAGAAAUUUUCCACACAACAUUUUAGAAGUGAAUAAUGAAUCAAGAUAUAUUUCUGUUCUUGAAACAUCACAUUUACCAGUUGCAGAAAAUGAGGAAAAUACUAUUAAUGAUUUGACUCCAAGUAAUAGUAAUUCUGAAGACAAUAGAGAAAAAUUAGAACACUUCCAAGAAAUAUCAAGCAUUACAGAAGAAAUGACUGUUGAAGAAAAUAUUACUGAAAAGAUUUCUGAUAGAAAUCAGAGUCCAACAGUGAAGAAGAAUUAUUUUCAUUCUAACAGUAACCAACUUGAAUCUGGCAGUCUCAUUUCAAACUUUUGCCUUCCCACAGAUGAUUCUGAGAAUAGGCGUGUAGAAUCAUGCAACUUCAAAUCUGAUCCAGAACUUCCACAAAGUGACCCUGAAAUAAAAGCUGACAUUCAAGACAGCAUUAUUCCAAAGGUUAACACAUCUUAUGGCUAUGAUAAACCUCAUGUUUUAGUAGAUAUGCUUACGGAUUCCAGUGAUAAAGAAUCUUUGAUUGGCUAUCGACCCUCAGAACCAUUCGUGGAAAUUUCAUAGCAUUCAGCUAAAACAAAGCAAAAAAGUUGACUUUUCAGACAACAUGAGUGAUACUGUGUCUGGAUUUUGAAUCAGAAUUCCUGAUUUCAGAUCCUUGCUUUGUGUGAUAUUGAGCAAACCACUUCAUGUCUCUGGACUUCUAUUUCCUCUUGUAUAGAAUAGAUUUGGGCUUGAUUUCUCAGGCCCCUUUGUAUAAUACUUUAAAUCUGUAUCAUGUUGAAGAUACGGAAGUGAGAACUAAAAUGUCUAUAAUUCAUACAGCUUAUGUGAAUUUAACUAUUUGGCAUCUUAAAUGUGAACUCAGUUCAUGGAUGAAUAUGUAUCUGUGCUUGGAUAUAGUUAACUACUGUUGGAACACAAAGAUGUGGCUUUGAGUAUUGGGUACUCAUUAUGGGUAAUCAUUAAAGCUAAUACAAGUUUUGUUUUUUUUUAACUGAAUAAAAUAAUUCAUUUAACUUACUUGGAUCUUUUACCUUUCUCUUUACCAUAUACUCCUCAAAAAAAAAAAAAAGGAUGUAGUUACAUUAUGAGUGCUAUGUGAGACUAAGAACAAUCAAAAGUAACCAAGAUGGCAGAAGUCAACUCGGGAUUUUGGAUGAUUUUAAAAAAACAAAAAGUGGUGUGUAAAAUUAUGUGGGUAAUCAAUUGUAGCUUAUUAACAAGAAUGUUGUUUAUCAUUGUAAGAUUUGUAAAUUAUAGUAUGUGUUUGGAAACCAAAAUUUUAAUUACAGUUGUAGAGAUUUGGGAAGGAUCUUCCCAUCUCACCUAUGCUAGAAGUGCAAUACAAGCUCUUAGGCCUGAUCCCAUUGCUAAUGAGCACAGAAACUUUUUCUCUUUCUGACCUUUUUCUGAUCAGUUAGUUGGCCCUUCUUUCAGCCUGGUGGCCCACAAUCUCAGAGAUUUACUAUAUUAGUGUGAUCAGUCAACUGGAUUAUGCCUCCCUACAGUUUAGAACUCGUGAACUUGGGUGCUCAAUCAACCUUGGCCUCCUCCAGUAGUGAGAAUUAGAAGCUCUCUACCACAGCUUAUAAGACAUCACUUUUGGCCUUGAAAACUAAAGAACUUUUGUUCUCUUAAACUAUUCUAUAGUUCUUUUAUUUUUAUUGAUUACUUUUUCUUAAAAGUAGAAACAGAUAUAAUAUGUCCAGUUUAAAGUGUAUUGAUUUAUUUUCAGGGUUCAUUCAACUAAAUUAUGCAUUAAUGACAAAACCCAGUCAUAUGAGCUGUUGUAACAGGAUUGUCUAGUUCACACAAUCAUCAUUUCCCUACCCCCAUUGUGAGUCAAAGGUCAGGCUAUCAAGUGACUUGUGACUCCCCCAAGAUUGUGUGAAUUCAGCUCUUCCAGGACUAACACAGUUCACUCAGUCAUCCAUAUCAGUGCACUUGUUUGAUUUUGUCAUAUAACUAUAUUUCAUUCACCAAUUAUGUCAUUUAAUAUAUUUUUCCUCUUUUAUUUAUUUCAUCUAUUGUGUCAGGAUUCUGUUAUAUGAAGUAAAUAAGAAGUGAGAAGUUCUUAGGUCUUCUGAUGCUUGGUGCUAAGAUAGGAGGACUUUUUGGAUUUCAGAAGUAAAAAGAAACCAAAGAAGUAUUAAGUCCAAGCAUUUGAUUUU